Rosa chinensis is the source of this 1212-nucleotide messenger RNA. RefSeq names its product F-box/kelch-repeat protein At3g06240. The transcript has a single exon. The record is from RefSeq and is a predicted model, not a curated record. Lineage: Eukaryota; Viridiplantae; Streptophyta; Magnoliopsida; Rosales; Rosaceae. Gene Ontology annotation, molecular function: protein binding. The coding region runs from base 1 to 1212 and encodes 403 amino acids.
AUGUCGAAGAUGAAAAAUGAGAGCUUUGAUCUACAUGAAGAUGUUAUAGUGAAGAUUCUGUGCCGGUUGCCGGUCAAGUCCUUGAUCCGGUUCACUUGUGUGUCGAAACGGUGGCGUUCUAUUAUCAUUUCUGAUCCUCAAUUUGGCAAGUCUCACCUUCAAGUAGCAUCACAGCAGGGAACCCUCUGUCCAAAAGUCCUCAUCUCCAUCUACCCUACAAUUAAACCCAUACAAGGUCAAAUUCCCUAUCCUUUUAAAGAUGACACGCCUUGGUUACCCUCUCGAUUUCAAUCCUUAGAAGGUUAUUCUUCAGUCAAUAAUCUCACCUUCCCAUUGGAGGAGAAGAGCCAACGAGUAAUGGCCUCGUGCAAUGGUUUGAUACUUCUAGGUGAAUACUAUAAAAGUUACUUUAAGAACUUGUCUAUCUGGAAUCCAUCAACUGGAUUUUUUCGCAAAAUACCUAGUCCAAGUUUUGGGUGUGAGGUGACAAAAUCAACAGAAAAGAAAAAGCAUGGAAGCUUUUUAUAUUAUGGUUUUGGUAAAGUGUCAGCCACUGACGACUACAAGCUUGUUUUGAUAAAACCCGCCCUUGGUGAUUUUGUGGAUGUUCAUGUCUUCUCACUCAGAGUCAGCCUUUGGAAAGUUAUUGAAGCUCCUUCCUCUUCAUGCAGUGGCUGGAUUGACGGACAGGGGAGUCUUUCAAAUGGAGCGAUUCAUUGGAUCAACUAUCCCAUAUAUGGGGUAUCAGACCCAACUAUGGUUGCUUUUGAUUUGGCAGAGGAGGAGUUUAGGCAAGUGCCAUUGCCUGUUUUCAACCAAAAUGAAGAUGGCGUGCAUUUGAGACAGAUAAGAAUUCAGGUUCUUUUAGGAGGAGGUCUUUGUGUAUGGUCUCAGGAUCUUUAUGAGCAUAGUGAAUUUUGGGUGAUGAGAGAGUAUGGUGUGCCUGAAUCUUGGGUUAAGCUCAUUCAAUUUAGUCGAGAUGAUUUACCAGAUGAGUUCACUUUAUGGAGUAGCUGGGAUCCUACUUUUGUUUCAGAAGGUGGUACAAUGUUGAUCAAACUGCUUGACAAGAAGGAGUUGGUCUGGAUUGAAUGCCUUCAAGAAGAGAAUCCGGUGUGCAGUGCCCAAUAUAGAAUUGAAGAGUUUCCUGGGGCGAUAUUUGACGCGACUCUAUAUGAUGAAACUUUAGUUUCACUACCUGAAGGAUUAUGA